AUGGAAAACCAUUUUUCAACAAAGCCAAUCAUUGACCAAUUAAUGGAUCUGCUCUCACUGACUGCCGAUGAAAUUUUACGAUUAUACAAAGUGAACGAUACUGAUGAAUUGGUAGAAUUCUUCCAUAGCACCAAACGCGACUAUUCUCUCAAGAUUCACAAAACUGUCAAUUUGCAUCAAAAAAAAGAAGAAUUAAAGGCUGAAAUUGAAGAAAAGAAGCAAGAACUUGAAGAGCGUGCUCAUAUCAAGUUGAGACAAAAUACAAUGGAAUCGGAAAAAACUGUGGAUAGUGGACCAGCUAUAGUCUUGCCAGAAGGUGCCAUUGAACUUAAUUCAAAUGUCUUUUUAGAACUUAAGGUCAUUCAAGAAGAAGUAGAAACUCUACCAGAAAGUACUCGACGUCCCAUUUUUGCACUUCCUGAUCCAGAUUUAUCGGAUGAAAUUGGACAAGGAACUUCGGCUACUUGGGUUGAAUUAUUCAGUGAUGUGUUCUAUGUGGGUUGGUUAAGUUCUUUUACUCAUGCUCAUCAUAUGGUGGAUUCUUCGUCUCUGUCAAUCUAUGUAGGUUGGUUUGUAGUCAUGUGGUGGACUUGGUGUUCUAAUGUUAUGCAUCAUAUUUACAAGAUCAUUGAUCUUUGUGGUUUAAUUGGUAUGGCUGGUGCUUCUGAUGGUUAUGAAACUUCUUCUGCCAAAGGUUUUAUUAUUGGUUAUAUGGUUAUGAAGGCUGUCUUGUUGAUUCAAUAUAGAGUCGUUCUAUGGGCUGCUACACUCUCUGGAUCUUUUGCGCGUCGUCCACUUUCCAUCUAUGUUGCUGUCAAUGCUCUAGCUAUUAUUCUUUGGGGUGUCUCCCUUUUGUUUCUGGAAUCUGGUUCUUCAGCUGAUGAUGAAGCAAAACAUAAAACGAUUCGUCUUGCUCUUUGGUAUGUUAGUAUUGUUAUCGAAGUAUUGGUCAAUAUGUCUUUACAACGCUUCAAACAAGUCUCAUUGGCUGCAAGUCAUUUGGCUGAACGAUUUGGUCUCUUUACUAUUAUUAUUCUUGGUGAAAACUGUAUUGGUUUUAUCAAGAUGGUUUCUGAAUCUCAUGCUGAAGUUAGAGUUGUGGUGGCCAAUAUGUUUGGUUUGGUGAUUAUUUUCUUAUUCUUCUUUAUGUAUUUUGAUGAUUUCUCCAAAGAGAUUCUCAGUGAAGUUCAAGUUAGUCAAAUCUGGAUGUACCUGCAUUUCCCGCUCCAUUUGUGUCAAGUGGCCUAUGGUAUUGCUAUGACGGAUAUCAUCACGGCAUAUAGAUUGAAACUCGAUAUUCCUGAAAAUGCAGCCCUGGCUUUCCAUGAACAAUGUCAACAAUUAGAACAUUCAACAACACAAGCACCAACUCAACAUGCAGCAUUCACUUUGGUAGAAUCCUUGACUAGAUCCUUGAUGAUGGCAUCGACUGAAGCUGUAACUAGUGAAAGUACAUCUUCUGAUUUACUUAGUGCAUGCGAAGAACUCGGCGGAAACAGCGAUGGUUUAGAUUAUGUUUACAAGGCGUUUUGGAUUACAGGUGGACUUAUCUUAUGUAUCAAUGCAUUGAUCAAGCUAGUGAACACGCCUGUUAGAGCAAAAUGGUCGCGACUUAUUUGUGGUUCAAGAUUCCUGAAUGCUAUUGUCUUUUUCGGUUUGUCAGCUGCUUCUUUCUCUAAUUUUAAUGGUUUAGGAAUGCUUGGUAUCAUGUUGGCUUGUUUGGUGUUACAAUCUUCCAUUGAUCUUCUUGAUUAGUUAGUCAUAUUCUUUAUUCUAGUAUUUAUACUCCCCCCCAUCCAUACACCUUGUAUUUAUACCUUAUAGCUUUAGACAAUGAUGGUACAUGAAAAAUCAAUUGUACCAUUCUUUUUUUUUUUAAAAAAAUUAAAUUCAUUUUCUUCUUCUUUGAAAAAUAAAAAAACUCUUUAUGUUUCAAUACGGAAAACAUAUCCUACAUCAUU
This is a messenger RNA of Halteromyces radiatus, 1961 nucleotides long. RefSeq names its product bacterial low temperature requirement A protein-domain-containing protein. The record is from RefSeq and is a predicted model, not a curated record. The coding region runs from base 1 to 1755 and encodes 584 amino acids. NCBI's taxonomy places the organism in Eukaryota, Fungi, Mucoromycota, Mucoromycetes, Mucorales, Cunninghamellaceae. The transcript is spliced from 11 exons.